UCCAACCCCUUCUUUUCACGAUCUCGACGUCUCCCUCGACAUGAGUUGCAUUUGUAUUUUGUAGAGCUCCAUGUUCAUGAUUGACCAGUGUGUUCAUCCGCUGUAUUACUGACCUUAGGUUUUCCGCGACAAGUAGUCGACGCGCUGUCGCAGCGACCAAUGUCGUCUUCAACUGCGGCUUCCGCGCCGUUUCUGAAUGGCAACGCACCUUUUCAUCCCGAUUUCUUGCGCGAAGCCGCGUUUCUCGAUAAGCUCCUUCAACUUCGCGAUGAGGUCUAUGCGGGCAAACAUCCGCGCAUCAAACUCCCAACCAGUGUACUAGAACAGGUUGUACCUCGUCCCACCCAGAAGACUCCACCUGUCGCCGCCAAACCGCCCACCGCCAACGGCAUACCCAACGGGAGCGCAUUUGUACAUCCACUCCCUGCUCGCCCUGAAAACUCGGUGCAGGCCCAUCACAUUCCCAACGACUACAACCCACCUUCCCACCAUGCCCCUCGACCUUUUCCUGCAAAGCAUACUUCGUCUGGUAUUGACCCGGUGUUGCUCACAAAGUCUGAACAUCUGAUCAGGGCUGAGCUGCAGCUCAAGCGACAACAGAUCGAACGCUUGCUGAAAGACCAAUUUGACAGACGAGGACGUGGCAAUGACAUACUGGCAGAGGAUCGUGCUGCGCUUGAUGUCGAGAGUAUCUUGGCCAAGGCGCAAGCUCUGGUGAAGCCGAUCUCUGGUUUGCCUGUAGUUCAGACUCGCGAAGGUAGCGAAUCGUUCGACGAAAACUCUUACUACUCUAGCAAGGCUAACAGCUGGUCAUCAGAGGAGGCUGAUAACAAAGUAUCAGAUGCUGAUGUAGCCGAAAACUCCACUUCACAGGCCCAGCGCUCUGCCAAAGGUGCCGAACUGACAGCAGUGAAUCCCAAGCCCCCCAAAAUCACUAGAGUAGCCCAGCCUGCUGUGAUCGACCUAGAUGACGAGCCCUAUGAGCCUAUGGAUGAUAUUGAGCUGUAUGAGCCUGAACCACCCACUAGGUUGCACGAGGAUCAGGAAGAGUCUGAUUAUUCUCCACCACCUGCUGAUGUCGGGCCAAGUCAACCAAACCGUGGACGACGCGAUCGCGCUCCAAACAACGGUAAUUCCAACGGAUCAUCUAGGCAACAGAGCCCGUCAGGGAAUCCCGCUCCUAUCCAGAAUUCACGCAAGCGGAGGAGGGAUGAACGGCGGGAGGAGAAGCGUCGACAACAGGCAAAUAAGCGUGUAGUUCGUUCCCCAGAACCAUACAUUAAAGAAGAGCCACAGUCUCCCCCUCCCUUCGCCAGUUAUUCCGACUCACAACCUAGCAAGCGCAGAGCUCUACAACCCGUACCGAACGUGGAGGCGACUUCACCCAACGAUGGAAGACCACAGCCUAUCUACUACAGAGAUGGAGACCAAUCACCACGAUUCUACCGAGCUCAAGAGGAACCACCUUCUCCAACAGUCAUUCGUGUGCCCCAGCGACGGGACGAUCAAGAUCUUCGGCGCGUGGCCAGCCUUCAGUAUGCUCGACGACCAUAUUCACCUUUAGGAGAGCAGCAUCCGGUACCGGAGUCCCAUCAAAUCCGUGCGGCAUCGCACGCGUUUGCAGAGCGUCCCGUGGAACAUUUGUACCGAGAAGUGUCAGCUCGGCCAUCGGCGGCACCGCGCUAUGUACGGGAACAUUCAAGGUCCCCCAUUCACGAAUACCUAUCGGGACCACAAUCACCAAGUACCAUGGCUCCACCCCCUCCUCGCAAGAUCGUGGUUGAUCAGUAUGGCAACAAGUAUUAUGCUGCGCCAGUUGACAUAAGGGAGUCUGCAGCUCCGCCCACCAGGCGAAUGGAAGCCGAACCCUUCUACGAACGCGCAGCAACCCGCGAACCCACCGUGCGCGCCCCCAUUCGACAGGACAUUUAUGGAGAGGAACAGGUGCAUAGAAUGCCCCCACCCCCACCUCGGAGAUAUGUUGAGGCAUCGGAUGCCGAACCGCUGGAACCCCGAUCUUACCGCAUUCGUGAAGCCUCACAUCGCCCCGUGGAGGUAGUUGAGCGACGUCCCAUUGUGCAGUAUGAAGAGAUGGGACCACCGCGCGAGUACAUGCCUUCGCGAGCGUACAGCAUGCGCCCUGAAGGCGUACGACGGGAGCCGCUCGAGUACGCACCUGCGCGACAUGAGAGCGUGCAGCCCGGGUUCAUGGGAGUCGCAGCACCCCGUUAUCGUGAGGUCAGCGUGAUUCAAGAGCCGUAUGAUGAUCGACGUUUCACAUACGCUGCGCCGGCACGGGUUCCCGCCCCAGUUGGCUUGCGAUAUGUGGAAGAACCAGCAACGGAGGGAUUGAUCGAUGCACCAGGAGAUCUGUACGGCGGUGCAGAACCACGGCGAGUGAGCUAUCGCUACUAGGUAACACUGUUCUUGUAAUUUUCAAACAAAAGUAAUUGGAGGAAGCUGGCGAUCCUCGUUGGGUUAAUUUGGAGUAGGAUUUGGUUGUUCUGGGGUAAGCAAAACCUCUUGAAUUGCAAAAGAUUGAUUGAAUGGUCAAAGGCCCAAGUUGGACACCUAACCAUCUGUCAUGAGCAUUAAGGAGAGCUCCCACCGGUCAACCCACAUUGAAUGUACCAUAUGUAGUCACAAGUAUAAUAGAGAAACCAUCAAAAGCC
This is a messenger RNA of Aaosphaeria arxii CBS 175.79, 2672 nucleotides long. RefSeq lists its product as uncharacterized. The record is from RefSeq and is a predicted model, not a curated record. Bases 160 to 2415 code for a protein of 751 amino acids. NCBI's taxonomy places the organism in Eukaryota, Fungi, Ascomycota, Dothideomycetes, Pleosporales. The transcript has 2 exons.